Molecule: messenger RNA, 2439 nt
Organism: Hemiscyllium ocellatum (epaulette shark)
Lineage: Eukaryota; Metazoa; Chordata; Chondrichthyes; Orectolobiformes; Hemiscylliidae
Gene: cep78
Product: centrosomal protein 78
Exons: 16
Coding region: 127-2214 (695 amino acids)
Cellular component (GO): centrosome
Molecular function (GO): protein binding
Source: RefSeq, a predicted model, not a curated record
GGGAGCGCUCGCGCGCACAGCCCGGGGCCGCGCAGCCGCAGUGAGCAUCAGUAACGGCUGGAGCGGGAUCGGUGUCUCUCUCAGUGACAAAUCACGUCAAAUAAUCGAUUCCAUUCAUCUGUGCCAAUGGAUUUUGAAGCUCAUUAUGAACACUUGUGUGCUCUGCAUGACCUUGUUCCACUAAAAGCUGUGAAGGCAAAUUUAAAUCAAGGUGUUUUGGACAUUAAUGGUGACUGGAUCAAGCUAUCUGAGUGGGCACCGAUAUUCAGCUCUAUCAGUAUCAGUAAGAAUUUAACUUUCCUUGCUGUUAGAAGUUACUACCAACCUGGCCUUGGGGAAACAGGGAGUGAAAGAUGUAAACAGAACAUCAGAAAGCACAUACCAGCCAUCAGGUCAAAAGACUUUACAAUUCAGUUGUGCAAAUCAGUUAGAGAUUCUCUGAGUGUUUCCAGUGCUCUGAAAACUUUGGAGUUAGAAGGAUUACCUUUGAGACACGGAGAUCUUCUGACAUUAACAAAGGGUCUAUCCAGGACAAAAACACUACAGAACCUUUCAUUAGCUCAUUGUCCAAUUGGAGAUGAAGGACUGGAAAUCAUUUGCCAGAAUGUGAAGAAUUCAGCAACCAUCAAAAUAGUCAACUUCACAGGCUGUAACUUAACAUGGCGUGGAGCAGAGCAUAUGACAGGCAUUAUUAAGUAUCAAGCAACAAAAAGGCACAGUCAAGUCUGGGCAGAGAGUCUUCGUUAUAGGCAUCCUGACCUAGAUUGUAUGACUGGUUUGCGGCGCAUUACUAUGAAUUGUAACACACUAAUUGGUGAUGCUGGAGCUAUUGCCUUUGCAGAUGCCCUCAAAGAUGACCUUUGGCUUAAAGCCCUGGAUUUGCAGCAAUGUGGAAUUUCUAAUAAAGGAGCCAAAGCUUUGCUUGAUAUCUUGCAGACCAGUAGUUCUCUAAUUGUGUUGGAUGUUAGAAAAAACCCAUUAAUCGACCGAUCUUUAACAAAAUCCAUUAUUGAAAAGAUAUUGCUGAAUGGAAUUGGAGUCACUUCUGAGUACACAUGGCUAACACUAACGUCUACUAGAGACCCUCCUAAACAAAAACAAAGAAGAAAAACUGUGAAGUUGAGACAUGGUUUGAAAGGAAAAGCUACUAUUCGUAUAGGUACAAAGACAUUUACAGAGAAUGGCAAGAAAACAGCUCCUAGUUCUUCAGAUUUUAACCCAGAACCACUGCCACCAGGUUCAGAGGGGUAUGUACCGUGGCGUACUGCUGCACGUGCUAACCGAUUCAGGAAUUUUCACCUAGACUCGUCACACCAAAAUAGGGAUGUACAGGCAAGUAAUCCAGUGAAGAUCACAUUGGAGAGUGGAUCAUCUUCAGAAACUGAAGCGGUGAUCUGUACUUCUAAAGCAGAAAUGCAGAUGAAUGAUAUGGAAAAUUCAUACGAGACGUACAAAACCAAGCAGUAUAAACAAUUAAAGGUGGAACUAAAAGAGUGUCGACUAAGACUGGAAGAAGAAAUUAGAGCACGGACAAAGGCUGAUGCUCGUUUGAUGGAGCUUGAAGUUGAGAAUGCCCAGCUUCGAAAAAUCAAUCUUUCUCUGUCUGAUGCUCUGCAAGCGCAAUCUACCACAAGUACGAUCCUUGAGGAUGAAGGAGUACUAGAAAGCAUUGAAGCCUCUUUCAAGAAAUUUCAUGCUUUUUUAGAUCUCUUAAAAGAUGCUGGUCUGGGGAAAUUGGCCAGCAUGGCUGGAAUAGACCAAUCAGACUUUGGUCCUGUUGGACAACCUCAGUUAUCAUCCACAGUUGGAAAUGGUCAGAAAGAACAAGAUGAAUCAACCAAAGAGAAAAUACUUCAGGAAACACCACAUGUUAUACAGUUGUUUGCUGGAGAUCAAGCCUCUCACAAUCAGUCUGAUACUGCACGAAUUCUUAAUGCUUCCACAAAUAUUGCUGUUCAACUUGAAAAUCAAUCAUUUGAAUCCAAGUCCAAAAACUCAAAAUGUAGCCACCAAAACUCAGAGAACAAACUUCCGAAAUCUGAAGAAGCAGUUGGUUCUAAUGAACAUCGAACUAGCAAGCAAUAUUCAUCCAGGAGGAAUGGCCAACCCCAAGAAUGUGUGGUGGUUCAGGGUCCAGAGAAAUUGCUAAGCCUUUCGGUGGCUGAACAGCCCAUUGCUUCAGACACAUCCAACAGAGCAGCAGACAAGUCAUAAAAGUGAAAGAAUAACAAAGGCAUCUUUUAACAAAGAGAAUUUUAAAAAAAAACAAGUUAAUUGUCUUGUUGCUGUUGAUAACGAUGCUUCUUUGUUCAAGGUAGAAGGGAAUAAAAAUGCACAAAAGGCUGCUGAUGAAUAUUUUAUGAAAUCUAAAACAGGAUCAAACAUCCUGAAAUAUUCAUUCAAUUGAUACAUUGUAUAAUGAUUCACAUGAAAUUUUUA